Messenger RNA from Cannabis sativa, 1125 nucleotides. Its product is annotated as putative F-box protein PP2-B12. The transcript is spliced from 3 exons. The coding region runs from base 63 to 971 and encodes 302 amino acids. The record is from RefSeq and is a predicted model, not a curated record. Lineage: Eukaryota; Viridiplantae; Streptophyta; Magnoliopsida; Rosales; Cannabaceae. Gene Ontology annotation, molecular function: protein binding.
AAAAAACAACACAACAAAACCUCUUACUCUUAAGUCUUAAGUCUUAAGUCUUAUUAUUAGGUAUGGAUAUUAUUGUACGACAAGAAGAAGAACCCACAAAACGACACAUAUUAGAUGGUCGUUUAACAAGUAGUAGCCUGGACAGUUUGCCGGAGGGUUGCGUGUGUUUGAUACUAUCACUCACCACACCCAGAGACGCCACCCGAUCCUCCGCCGUAUCCACGUGUCUCAACUCUGCAGCCCAAUCCGACGUCGUUUGGGAACACUUCCUUCCCACCGAUUACACCGACAUCAUUUCCAGAUCAACUUCUCCUUUGAUCUUCUCUUCCAAGAAAGACCUUUACUUACGACUCAGUCUCUCCCCUGUUCUCCUCGACGAGGGCAAUAAGAGUAUUGUACUGAAUAGACUCACUGGGAACAAGAGUUGCAUGAUUGGAUCUAGAAAAUUGGCCAUAGCUUGGGCUGGGAGUCGCCGUUUCUGGAAUUGGCUUCCUCUUUCUAACUCCAGAUUUGGUGAAGUGAUUCAUCUUCGAAAUGUGUGUUGGCUAGACAUAUGUGGGAAAAUUGAGAAGAAAAUGUUAUCCCCAAACACGAACUACGCGGCUUACUUGGUUUACAACAUAGCUUUCGGGUUUCAGGGAUUGGAAUUCGUUCGAGUUUCGAUGAGAUUUCUUGGACCGGGAGGAGUUCUUGUGGAGGAGAAGCCAGAAUUCGAUGUGAACUUGGGAUCGAUGGAAGAUGAUGAACGAGGGAGGUUGAAGCAAGGUGAUGAUGGGUGGUUGGAGCUGAAGGUUGGAGAGUUCUUCAAUGGUGAAGAAGAGGAUAAUGGUGGUUUUGUGGAGACUUGUUUGAAGGAGACUAGGGUACUCAAUUGGAAAUCUGGUCUUGUUGUUCAAGGCAUUGAUUUUCGUCCUAAUCUACCACUACCACUACCACAAACACCUCCUCAACUAAGUCUAAGCAUAAUUUGAUUACUAAGGAUGAUUGUACUAUGUAAUUUUAAAAAAAAGAAUACUUAUUAUUAUAGUGUGUUUACUUAUAUGGAUAGAAAAAUAUAUAGGGUGGAUUUAUUUAUUUGUUUAUUCUUUUUUUUUUUUUACUAUAUAAAACAAUUUUGUAUUGAUG